Messenger RNA from Saccostrea cuccullata (small rock oyster), 1707 nucleotides. Its product is annotated as carbonic anhydrase-like. The transcript has 7 exons. The coding region runs from base 55 to 1014 and encodes 319 amino acids. Gene Ontology annotation, molecular function: zinc ion binding; carbonate dehydratase activity. The record is from RefSeq and is a predicted model, not a curated record. Gene Ontology annotation, cellular component: plasma membrane. NCBI's taxonomy places the organism in Eukaryota, Metazoa, Mollusca, Bivalvia, Ostreida, Ostreidae. Gene Ontology annotation, biological process: one-carbon metabolic process.
UUUUAUAAAUACUUCUUUGAACUUUGUUUUUGAUGGUGAUUGAAACUGCUGAAAAUGGCGAAAAUGUCCAUAUAUUGUUUUGUUGCUUUACUAUUAGGGAAUGCGCCUAUUAUUAAUGGAGCAGGCCACACUUGGUCAUACGAAGAGGGAUCAAACGGCCCAUCCUCCUGGAAGUCUAGUUAUCCCAUCUGCGAUGAACAGGCCCAGUCCCCCAUUGAUCUCCCUCCCAUCGCAACUAUGACGUAUGAUAGAAAACUGGUACCAUUCCGGCUUCAUGAUUUCGAUAAACCAGGCUCUACGUAUAAUCUGUCAAUGAAAAACAACGGGCACACUGUGAAAGUGGACUUAGAAGAUAAUGCCUCUGUGAUGGUUUCCGGUGGAGGUUUGGUUCACUCCACCUACAAAGUGGCGCAGUUCCACUUCCACUGGGGUAGUAACAACACCAAAGGUUCGGAGCAUACAUACAACGGGAUGUCCUAUCCAAUGGAGCUUCACAUUGUGACGUACGACAGCCGUUAUAAUAACGUUAAUGAGGCCGCCGACAAACACGCAGGACUGGCCGUUCUUGGUUUCUUCUUCGAAAUAAAUGACGACGCCAAUUGUAAUUAUUCUCCGUUAGUGGAAGCCAUGACGAACAUAGAAGUUUACGACGGGAACAGUUUUAAGUUUCCUGGUUUUAAGUUGCGCCAUCUGAUGCCGAUGAUGUUCGGUCAAUACUUCCGGUACGAAGGCAGUUUAACCACGCCCCCUUGCUUUCAAUCAGUACAGUGGACUGUCUUUUGGCAAAAGAUUCCCAUUUCUUCUGCUCAGAUGGAGAAGUUCAGAAAAUUAUAUACAGAUUCCAGCAAAGCUCACUCUUUGUCCAAUAACUACAGACCUAUACAGGCUCUGAACGGACGAACAAUCCGGACCAACGUCAGACUUCCGGAGACUACUUCCGGUUCAUCCAGUGUGUUCAACAACAUUUUGUCAUCCAUUCUUGUUUUAAUAUCAGUGUCCAAGAUUUGGGUUUGAUAAAUGAAAUUUUUGAAAUAUUUUUAAUAUUUUAAUUUAAGAGUGUUCGUUUACUGUUGCAAUAUAGUUCACAGAAAGACAUCAUAUAUAAAAAGAUAUCACUUAAGUUUUCAUAAAUAAGGUCAAGGGCUUUGAAAUGUAGAUCGCAUUUACUGAUAGGAAAACCAAAAUAGGGCGAAUUGAUAAUUAUAAGUUAUAAACGUAUGCUAAUGAGGAGUUUAAUAAUUAUUUUGAGUCCUAGUUGCAUUAAAUUAAAUUUAUCGAGAUAUUACAGUAAGCUAGAUUUCACUAAAAAUGUUCUUUAAUAGCUCAAUAAUGUAUACUUUAAUAAAAACGCAAAAUAUAUGUAUAUUAAAGAAUCAUAAAUUUUCAAGUUCGUUGACACUAGAAUACUUAUGAUAUUUGAGAACAGUUUAGUCAUGACGACAGGUGCUAUGGUGUACACAGCUAACAUACCUUUAGAUGAUUUUUACAGACUGCUGUUGAUUCCUUUAUCCCUUAGAUACAACUAUUAUGUACUCAAGCAGAUGUAAAAAUAAUUGUUCGGUUUCUUUCUUUUCACUUUUUUUAAAGACCAAAAAAACAGUACUUGCGUAGUUAUAAUAUACUUUUUUAUGAUAUAUAUGUAUGAAUUUAAAUCCUGUUUUUUAUCUAUUUUAGUUGAGAAAAGAUAUAAAGUACAUGGGAAAAUAA